This is a messenger RNA of Condylura cristata (star-nosed mole), 1419 nucleotides long. It is a transcript of the gene KLF17, whose product is annotated as Kruppel-like factor 17. NCBI's taxonomy places the organism in Eukaryota, Metazoa, Chordata, Mammalia, Eulipotyphla, Talpidae. Gene Ontology annotation, biological process: regulation of transcription by RNA polymerase II. Gene Ontology annotation, molecular function: RNA polymerase II cis-regulatory region sequence-specific DNA binding; DNA-binding transcription factor activity, RNA polymerase II-specific. The transcript has 4 exons. The coding region runs from base 1 to 1419 and encodes 472 amino acids. The record is from RefSeq and is a predicted model, not a curated record.
AUGUGGGGGGGCGGGGGUUACAUCAGCCGCCACGUGUGGGCCUCUCAGCUGGUGUGGAGGCGGCGGCCCCGCCCCCGGCCCCUGCGGUGGAAAAGCCCCCCGCGCGCAGACCUCCUGGCGCCCCAGUCGGACCGAGACACGCUCUGGUUCCGGAGCUACCCGCACAGCCCAGCGCCCGCCGCCCCCGAUCAAGCCGGCGUCUGCACGCAGCUGCCCCCCUCCAAGAAGCGCCCCCCCACACACGCCGUUCCCGCCCGCUUCAGCUCCUUGGUGACAGGGAGACACCCAGACGCGCGCACCUACCCCGACCUCCGCUGCGAGACAGACAUUCCCGAUGCCGAGAAGUCAACGUCCGUCUUGGACAUGUCUACCUCUCGUGGAGACAGCGGAGUACAUGCCUCUUGGAAUCCUGACCCUCAAGACACUCAGCCCUUCCCUCAGUGUACAGAACUGGAGAAGAUGCCCUUGGUUUCUGCUGAGGCAGCCAGACUUAGUGCGGGUGAAAUGGGACAACAGUUCAAUGUGCCGGUGCCGGAACAGGGUGUGAACUAUGGCCUCCAAGGAACUCUUGCUCCAGCCCAGAAUAUUUACUUUCAGGGAGUAGCUCCCACUCAGCCAGGAAUGAUUUUUGAGGGCUCUCAGACAAUGCCCUCAGGAAAAACCAGUAUUCCGGGCGUGGCCAUGACUUACGGUGGGAACCUAAGAAUGCCCCCCCAUGUGCUGCCAAUCUCAGCUCCCAGUGGCAGUCCAGUGAUGCCCCACAUCAGGGCACCAGAAAUGCCUUAUUGCGGCACCCCGAUAGUACCCACUAACAGAGACUCUGUAACACCUAAAAUGUUACUGACCCCAACCAUGCCUUCUGCGGAGGGACAGGCAAUGCACCCCUGUUUGGCUCAGAUGAUGCCCCCUAGAAAUCCUCAUGCUCUUGGGACGCCCCCAGCGAGGUCCUCGUCAUUGCUGGUUCUAGAAUCCCAGGACUCUUUUGUAAGCCAGCCGACCUCCCAGUCAGGCCCCUCCCUUCCUGAGCAGCCUAUACCUGCAGCACAGAGAGCAGAGCAGAACUCCAGGGCCCAGGAGAGGGCUCCAAGGAGACCUCUGGUUUCCAGGCCUUACCACUGCCAGUUCGAGAACUGUGGCAAAGCUUACACUAAGCGUUCCCACCUCGUGAGUCACCAGCGCAAACACACAGGCCAGAGGCCCUAUAAAUGCAGUUGGGAAGGCUGUACGUGGUCUUUCUUCCGUUCUGAUGAGCUUGGACGACAUAUUCGGAUCCAUACCAAAUAUCGACCACACAGGUGUGAUCAGUGCGGCCGGCAGUUCAUGAGAUCUGACCAUCUCAGGCAACACCAGCGGACUCACCAGCGUAUGCCGCGUUCCCUAGACCCACAGGCUAACACUGGACAUACGACUGGUCUCUAG